AUGCAUACGUGGUCGUCGAUAGCCGGUAAUAUUCCAGGAAGAACGGACAAUGAAAUAAAAAACUAUUGGAACACACAUUUGAGAAAGAAACUUCUCCAAAUGGGGAUUGAUCCGGUGACCCAUAGGCCAAGAACCGAUCAUCUAAACGUUCUUGCCGCUCUCCCGCAGCUUUUCGCCGCAGCAAAUUUCAACAGCCUCUUGAAUAUCAAUCAAAACGUGCAACUGGAUGCAACAACUCUUGCCAAAGCCCAUUUGUUGCACAAUAUGAUUCAAGUCCUUACCACCAAUAACAGCAACCUUUCUUCUUCAUCAUCAACCAUGCAGACUAAUAACAAUUUCUUUGGCCAGUCUUCUUACUUGGAGAACCAAAAUAUUUUUGGCCAGUCUCAAAACUUCUCCAAGAUUGAUCUUGAGAACAAUCAUGAUUAUGAUGAUCAUUUGAUGGCAAACGUGUUCAGAACCAUGGCCAUUUCCUGAAUAGACAAGAUUGGAAAAAAAAACAAAAAUUAAAGAGAGAAUAAAUAUAUAAAAUUAGUUGUUGUCGACAGAGCAUAUUCAUCGUUCACUAAGUUUUCUUUUUUUCAGACCAUGUAUAAAUUGAUCUUGUAAAAAGUUAACUGUUUAUUGUAUCAAAUACAAAUACUUGUAUUCGUAAUCUACACUUUUAUAAUCUAAUUUUAUAUAUUUAAAAACAUAAAGUUGG
Molecule: messenger RNA, 703 nt
Organism: Thlaspi arvense
Lineage: Eukaryota; Viridiplantae; Streptophyta; Magnoliopsida; Brassicales; Brassicaceae
Source: the annotation of a GenBank genome assembly